Molecule: messenger RNA, 3352 nt
Organism: Linum trigynum
Lineage: Eukaryota; Viridiplantae; Streptophyta; Magnoliopsida; Malpighiales; Linaceae
Source: the annotation of a GenBank genome assembly
UGAGCCCACCGUGGAUUAGUCUCGAUCAACUUAAGAGACGGAGCAUCGAAGGUUGUUGAGUAUUUGGAUGGAACGUUUCGUUGGAUAUCGGUGGAUGAUGCUUCAGACAUCAUCACUGUCCACAACUUGAAGGAUUUUCGAGUUAUCUUCAAGAGCAAGUUCUCUGUGUAUGAAGAGUCACAUAAUCCACAUUUUGAGGAGAUGAAAGUGGCGGUAGCGAUUAUCAGGUUGAGUUCUAUUGGGAGAACAAGCUUGUUCGAGAGUAAGUGUGAUACAAACUAAAUGCUAGUUCCCUAUUUUUGGUUUCUGUUACAUGCACAUACAUCUUUCCAUUAGGAGCACUGUUAAUGUCAUACAACAUUCUGAAACCAUUUCUUUCUUUUGAUCGACCAGACGAUUCAGGUUUUUCAAUAGUUGAUGAUUGCUCCAACUGUGGAUUUGAUAAUACCAUAUAGAACUUAUUAGUGGGAGAUAGAACUUAUUUUUCAGGAUAUAUGAUUGCUAGCUAAUGUACCAAGAGACUAUAGAGCACUAGCACAAAAAUGCAAGAAUCCAUGUAUAUAGUUAUUAUGUUUUUUUCUUUUUGUAGUCAUAAUGAUUAAUUUGAUGGAGAUUUGUGUUUCGGUGUUCUAUUUGCUUCUUUUUCAUGUUGGAGUGGGUUGUAAACAUAGCUCCAUUGUGGCAUUAAGGAGUUUCAAGUUAGUUUUCAAGAAGUUUGAGAAAGUCAGAGCUGAUGGCUGCACUAAUGGAGAGCUGAACAACUUAAAAUACGAAGCAACGAAGGCUGAUGGUUAUUCGGUUGGAACAUUCCGGUUGAUAUCGGUGGCAGAUGCUUUGGACAUCAUCGUUGUCCACCACUUAAAGGAUUUUGGAGUUAUAUUUAACAACAAGUUCUUUGUGUGUUAAGAGUCACAAUAUCCACAUUUCGAGGAGAUGAAAGUGGUGGCUGCUACUUACUAGGUUGAGUUCUAUUGUGAGAAUAAUCUUGUUCGAGAGUAAGUGUGAUACAAACUAAAAGUUAGCUAUUGCCCUUCUUUUUAUUACUAUUGCAUGCACACAUCUUUCCAUUAGGAGCACCGUUAAGGUCAGACAAUAUUAUCAUACCAUUUCUUUAUUUUGAUCGACAAGACAAUUCAGGUUCCUCAACGGUUGAUGAUUGCUUCAACUGUGGAUUUGAUAAUGGAUCAUGGAUGUGCUUUCUUUUAUGAUCUCCAAGGUCCGAGAUAAUGGGAGAAUUUUUGGCUUCUUCGUGGAUGAGGAGUGCGGUGGGGGGGGGGGGGGGAGGUCACUCAUUUACUGUUAGCUGAUGACACUUUAAUUUUUUGUGAUCCUGAGUACAACCAGGUGGUUAACAUCCUCGCUACACUUGCUUGCUUUCAAGCAGUUACAGGUCUCAUAAUCAACCUGGAAAAAUCAGUCAUGUUCACUGUUGGAGAUGUGCCUAAUCCUGAUUUUUUUGCUUCCAUUUUUGGAUGUAAUUGGAGUGCUGAGGCUUCAAGGUACUUGGGUUUUCCUCUUGGGGCUAAGCCCAAUGCAGUCUCUUUGUGGGAUCCUAUUGUGGACAAAUACCGGAAGAGGCUCGAAGGCUGGAAAGGCAGGUAUCUUUCUCUUGGUGGAAGAUUGACCAUGAUCAAGGAUGUUCUUUCUAAUCAGUUGGUAUACUACUUCUCUCUCUUCUGUGCUCCGUCUUCGGUUAUAAAAAACCUAGAAAGUAUCCAAAGAAGGUUCCUGUGGAGCGGCACAAGUGAUAGCUAGAAAAUGGCUUUGGUCAAUUGGGACAUUUGUAAAGCUCCUCUCUCUAAAGGAGGGCUUGGGAUUCUGGACCUAGCAUCUUUCAAUAGAGCCAUGUUGGGGAAGUGGCUUUGGCGCUUCUGUACUGAAAGGGACAACUGGUGGAGGGCAUUAAUUAACAACAAAUAUCCGAAUCAGCUCUCGGAGUGGGGUACUGUAAGAUGUAGGCAAGGUUUCUCAGGAUCGGUGUGGGCUAAUAUCUCCAAAGAGUAUGACACUUUCUGGCAGAUGACUAACAUUGAUCCCGUCAAUGGUGAUUGGGUCUCUCUGGCAUGAUAGUUGGAUUCCCGGAGUGGUGCUUGUCGAUGCUUUCCCGAGGGUUGCUGCUGCCUCUAGCUUUCCAAACGCCAGGGUCUCAGACACCAUAAUCCCUUCAGGUGAGAGUAUUAGUUGGUCUAUUCCUUUGCAUUUUAAUCUUAGGGGGGAGCGGAGGGAAAUGGUUGAUUUUAUGAAUUUGCUUAAUAAUUGGGGGUCUAGACGUGUAACUAGCGGGCCUCCUUGGCCGGUUUGGUUGCCCUGUCCGGAUAGCUCUUUCUCGGUUUGUUCUAUGUACAGGUUCCUAGCGGGUGAGCUGUUCAAAGGAGUCCCUGAGUUCCCUAGCGAGUCUGUUUGGCGCACAAACGGAUCCUCGCUCUUGAUAAUCUCAAGGCAAGGGGGUGGUUUCUAGCAAACAGAUGCGAGCUUUGUAACAUGGAUGAAGAAAAUGUCAGUCAUAUUUUCUCCCACUGUGGGUUUGUUAAGGAGGUGUGGAGCAGAAUGAAAAGGGUUUGUGAUAGCAUUGAGUUUCCUGCUAGCGACAUUAUUGAAUCUAUCAGGAGGUGGCCUAAUAAUCCUGAUGGUAGCUUGGACAGCUGGUUCCUCUUCGGAGCUCUACAUGCGUGUGUUGGCAGGUCUGGCUCGAAAGAAAUAGGAGAAUCUUCAAGGGUCAUCUGCUUCCAAGACUUGUUUCCCGUAAAGCACUUAGGGAUACUGUGGAGUGGGCCAUUACCUUUGGUAAGAUGGAUAGGGAUCACGGAAUGCACUGGCUUGAGGAUAAGUUGAAGUGUUGUUAAUCAGUGCUUUCUCCCUGAGAGUUGGAUGGUUGUGAGCUGCUGCUUGUGUGUGGUUUUUCGUGGGAUGCUGCCUUGGUUUCCUGUCUUGUGCUUUUUCGGCUGCCUCAGAUUGCUUUGGUUGCUGCUCGAUUUUUCGCCCUGUCUGCUUUGCAGUGUUGCUGGGUUCCUUUGGCUGAUUGCGAUGCGGUGUGGCACUAGCAGGAGUGGCUCGGUCCACUUAGCUAGUUGUUGUUUUGUGGCGUCUUUGCCUCUUUUCUUUCUUUUUUUUUUUUUUGCCCGGUUGUUUCUUUGCCCUCUGUACUUUCUCGGUUGCACUUUGGUGCUCCUGGUGACUUUUUUGUUUUCUGGGGAAGUUGGGUUCAUUUUCUUGUGAACCCUUUCUUCCAUGACGCUUUGUUUGUUUCCUUUGUUUCCUUUUAUUUCAAUUCAAUCACCUUUAUUAAAAAAAAACGUAUACAGUUCCUAUGUUUUUUGUUUGUUUGUAGAUGUAAUGAAUAAUUUUGAUGGAG